AUGACUCGUAAUAAGAACAAACGAUCAUCACCUUCACCGAACUCAUCUCCACUUCCCAAUCUAAAGCAGAAGUUGAAAAUGACGCAAAACCCUUCCGUAUCCGAAUCAUCAAGGGGCAUCAGAUAUGCGUCUAAGAAGAAACGAGAAUUGGAAGAUGAAGAAGGAGAAUAUCAAUGUAAUAGAAAAGAGGAAGAAGUAGACAACGAUUGUCCAGCGAGAAGAACUAGGUCUCAUCGUGCAUCGAACGAAACACAGGAAAGAGGAUUUUCCUCCUCGACUAGUAUAGGUGGACCAGGAACUAUGACUCUGAAGAAAAAAGCUUUUAUAGUCGAAGUUGCUAUUCCACCAAGAUUGAUAACUCGCUCCAGUCAACAAAGUACCUCAACUCUCACUAUAGCUACAGCUACAGAUACUUCAAAACCCAGUGGUACCCCCACAUCAUACGCUAAAGUCCUCGCGCCCACUCCAAGAUCAUUGGCCUCAACAACUCCCUCUUCCCAAGUGAGCUCGAGUAAUAUCCCCCAUAAAGCUUCACCUUCAACUUCCUCGAAAUCAAAAUCAACCAUAUUUUCCGUUGCUCCAGCCCACGCCAAGCCAAGUCUGACUUCUUCACCUCAAAUCCCAGUAGUGCAUCUGGAGAUAGAAGCGGAAUGUAUCAUUUGUUCAGAAGAGUUAUCUGCAAUACUGUCAAAAGCUGAGAUAGCAGGGAAAGGUGGUCUAGGAGGUGGACUAAGUUUAUGGUCUUGUGAAUUGACAGGAUGCGGUGCACUAUUCUGCAUCACCUGCGCACUGGCUAGUAUCAGACGCCAUUCGAAUUCGAAUUCAAAUCCAGCGUCCCAUUCUAGGCAAGAGACGAAACCAACUUGUUCUGCCUGUACGAGGGAAUGGGAUGUCAAAAUGAUCGAAGAACAAGCUAAAGCAUAUGAUCCAUCUUUAUUUUCUCCUCCAAUUCCGCUCGCACAGCAGGUACCGAUCCACGCUACCUCUACGCGACGUAUUGGUCCUCCUUACUGA
Messenger RNA from Kwoniella shivajii, 1014 nucleotides. RefSeq lists its product as uncharacterized. Bases 1 to 1014 code for a protein of 337 amino acids. The record is from RefSeq and is a predicted model, not a curated record. NCBI's taxonomy places the organism in Eukaryota, Fungi, Basidiomycota, Tremellomycetes, Tremellales, Cryptococcaceae. The transcript has 2 exons.